GGCUACGCAGUACGAUGACAGACUUAUGUGCGGAAGCAAUGCUGCCCGCAACAGUGUCCAGGAAGGUGCGACUGCCCUGAUUGAGCGAAACGAGGAUGAAGAAGAUGGGGGAAGCUGUGGUGAUGGCGGUGAUGACGAGUACAUGGACGUUGGGGAUGAGAACAUGCAGGACCAGAACAUGCUUGGCGAUGACGACGUCGGUGUCACGUCGGAGCAUGGCCCUGGCGACAUCCCCGCCGGUUCUGUGGGAGCCGCGGUUGGUCAGCCCUUGUCGUCCCCUGCGAUAUGGCAUUCGCAAGGCGGGAGUCAGGGUUGGCAUGACUCGCAGGAGCACGGAGGAUCAAAGUCAAGGAAAAGGACAAGAGAAACUUCUCCUUCUGCUUCCGCUCACAAGAGACAAUCGAGGACUGACACUGUUAAUGAGGCUCGUGGAGCUCUUAUAGCAUCCCAGGAGGCGAGACCUCCUCGGAAGAGCAGCCAGGGGGGGAGAUCUGGCGGUCGUGGCGGCGGCCGUGGUGGAGCAAGAAAAGGUAAGCAGAUAGUGAGGGCAGAAGAACUGCGGGACUCGGGGGAUGAGGGCGAGGGAGUGGGCCCUCGCAUGCCCGACGAUGGUGAUGAACCGCUUCAGCUCGCUGCGCCCAUCGACACGACGCGUUGUUUCUUCCUCGAGUACGACGAGUGGGGUUUUGCUAAGCAAAAAGUCCUUCCUGUUCUUGUGGACGUCAUGAAAAUCAAACGCAUUCCCUGCGGAAAUAUUCUUUUCAACCACCGCUCUUUGUCUGCGAACAUUGUACGAGGCAUUGAGAAUGCCAUCGAGAGUUCCAUCACCACGGAACCGGGGGCGUGGGAUAGGCCUGAGCUCGUGCUUGCGCCGGUUGACUGCAACGAAAUCGUCGGCGGGCAGGGAAGGCGGAUAACACCGACCGAAUUCUUCGAAAAAGACUCCUCGGAGUUCGAUUGGUAUGCAGUCUGUGGUCAGCAUACGGUCGAGGCGAUGAAGACAUUGGUGAAAAAGGGCUCUCAUACAGUCGACGUCUUUGGCCUUCGCGCGUACUCUAAGGUGAGGGUCGUCUAUUUUGGAGAUGACCAGCCACGAGGGUAUUUCAAUGUCUCCGCCUUCGACAACACGCGCGAAAAUCGGGCCAUGAUGUUGUCUUUCGAGGAUGCUGUCCGUGAUAUGAGGCAAUGGUGGAUCGAUAACCACCAAAUCGAGGCCCCGAAAGGCGAGGUCAGCGAUAAGGAUGAGGUCGCCGUUGCGCACCAAAAGAAGUGGCAUAAUUUCUUAAGGGCCUCCAUGGGGAAGGCAUGCGACAAGGCGUUCGUGAAGCAAGCGCUCGAGAAUGAGUAUAGUAAGGACUGGAGCAAUAAGCUCCGUGGCUACAUGAACCUCGCCACAUCCACCGAGGCUGUGUGGCCACUGGUCAAGAGGUUCUUCGAGAUGUUCAACGAGGGGAAGCUGCCAGUUGGCGAUGGUAAAAUACCGCUUGACAUGCCGGGCAGGAUGGAGGGGCGCCAGCCAGGCCCAUACACCGACGAGACGAAGGGGCAAAGGACAUUAUACCAUUGCAUUUACGCAAGAGAUGGUCCCAAAGGCUCCACCGUGUCGUGGAAGGAUCUCUGUCCUUCCUACUUCAAAAAUUUUGGGGAUUUGACGUGCCGCGAGAGGGAAGUUGCACUGCUCCUACUCAUGAAAGGGAAGGUGGUCGCGACGAACGUCAAGGUCAUGCCUCCGAGAUUGAGUACGGAGUGCCUCCUCGACAUCAUGCACAAGGAACACUACAUGGUCCGUAUGUUCAACUACGUUGUUUUCUGCGCCGAGGGAAGGGCGGACGAUGAAUGGAAUGAUGCUUUCUUCAUGUCAGACAAAGACCCUGAAGACAGAACCUGGAAACGGGUGGACAGGCCAUCGAAUGACAUCACGAAGUACGGCAAUAUCGCUACGGCGAGUCGAGACAUGAUGGCCAUUGUCCUGCACGCGGAGGGAGGGGAUCUCAGAAAGGUCACGGUCGCACCCCACCUUAGCAAUGACCUCACAAAUGUGCAUGUUGUGGAGGAGAAGUUCGGGAAGUGUCUGGGGAAACACGGUGGCAUAGAGGGCGAUGAAAGUGUGGUGUAUUCCAUAUGGGAGCGAGAGCCUGGCAAGUUGCGUUCGUUGUGCGGGUCGUUCGUUGGGGAGGCGGAAGGUGUGCUUUUGUUGGGUAGGGCGCACGCGGGUCUUGUGUGGGAAUUCUUACUGGCAGGGAAUAAUGUCAUUGCCUGUGACGAGUCAGUGAAGGACAUUGCAUAUUUGACAAAGUUCAUCGAUAUACUUGUCAAGGACGACAGAUUCAACUGCCACGUCGAGAAACCGCUCUGCAAACAUCGCCCGAACAGGGACAUGUUCCACAAGUUGGGGCGUAAGAGACUGAAGAUCCUCAAGUUCGAUCUUCGCAAAGACCAAUUGACGUCCAAGGACUACGCAGAGCUCGCGAAAUCGGGCGAUGGCUUUAACCCCGUCGACAGCGAGGAAGAUUCUUCGGACUCCGACCUCGGACUGGGCGAGGACACAUGUGCUGAGGUUCCGCGCGUUGGAUUGGUGCGAGCUCACGAUGUCAGAAUUGUCCAUUCACUUGGAGGGUCCAUCCCAAUGGCCGCCCCAAGCGUCGCCUCAAUGGUGGCCCCGUCGGAGACUGGGGCAUUGCAAGACAUUGGAAGAUGCGGUGGCAAUGAAGAAGACGACAUUGAGAUACCAGGUGAGGCGUCGACGCUCGCACCAGGCGAUGCAAUUCCUUCAGGCUACUGUGCUGACCCGGACACGAUAUAUUUCUUGGAGGGCAAACACACCCACAUAGGCGAGGAUCAGUGUGGCCAUGACAUCAUAUGGCAUGAGGGCGUUUUACAGCCGUGCAUCCAAGAUGGGGAGUGGAAGAUGGCGGUGAAAUACACAAGCGGUUGGAAGACUUUUCGUCGGAUGUCAAAGGACAUCUGGUUGAAAACGACGGAACUCGCGAUCCUGCAUCGCGUGCGCGUCGAGAAUCCAGGGCAGACCGAGGCCGCCAUCAAAGCCGAGGCCGAAAAAUUGUUUCAUGUCUUGCGCGACAGUCGACAACUGGAGUACAACAACAUAUUUUAUGCCCUGCGCUCGAGUCCCUCACGCGGGUCAAUCAACUGGAAGGUUGAUCAAACCGCCAGAACCUUGGAGGGGAGCUGCUCUCAUAAGUUCAUGCCUUCGGCUGAGUCAGCCUCCAUGGCCGCGCAAGCAGGGCAUAGGGGAGAUGACGGGACUAAUGCUGUCAGGCCUCAAGAGGUUGACAUCACGUCUAAGCCACAAAUAUCGGAAAAAUCCAUCUCGGUCGCCGCGGCACAAUCGUCCCCACCCAUCGAUGUGUCAACGACGUUGCCGUCGGAUGCAGGUGCCACGUACGGGAGUUUAUUGAUAACAAAUACUGCAAUGCAAGGCAGAUCCGAGAUCGAGUCAGAGUCUGAUGUUGGGCCGAGCGUGGCGGAAAGUCAGUUGCAACCGUCUUUAUGCACUGGCAAAGGUGAUGCACAAUCUCCGCUGAUACCACAGGGAGGGGCCGGUGGGGAUGGCGGGAAGGGAGGGGAUGUGGAGGGAAUGCACCGUUCUCGCAACCUCGACACCUUAACUGCUGAUAUUGAUUAAAAGGGUGAGGGUGGGUGAGGCGGGAGGGGUGCAAUUGGAGGGGGAGAAUCUAGUGAUAUGAUUACAACUU
Molecule: messenger RNA, 3713 nt
Organism: Chara braunii
Lineage: Eukaryota; Viridiplantae; Streptophyta; Charophyceae; Charales; Characeae
Source: the annotation of a GenBank genome assembly